AUGACGAUGGACAGUAGCGAUCCUUCGUUGGGGAACAGCAGUGGCGGGUCUCGCCGUGCGAAUCGUCGUCGCUCGUCUCUGACCAACGCCGGCAGUAGCAGCAACAGUAACAACCACACCAACCACAAGAAACUCCGCAAAUGUCAGACUAGCGCCGGUGAAUUGUCGAAAAUGGCUCGCAUCGUCAACCUAUGGCGCAAUGUAACACUGGAUGCCAAGAACACCAAUCGUCGCGUCCGCCGCAGUGCCAGUCACAAGACGCGUCCGCCCAAAGUGGUCUUUCAUCCUCCGCGGGCGCAAAUUGCCAAAAUGCUGAUCUUUGAUGAAGACGACGAAGAUCGCAAUCCGGACGACUAUGAAGUCGAAUACCACGAAGUGCAUGUGGAAGAAAAGGAAUUUGAUCCCGAUGAGGCUGUGGCGUCCAUGUACAAUCCGACCUUUCAAACACAAGAUCACGACGAUGUUCCUUGGUACGAACAAGAUUACGAAGAAAUUCCAUGGUGGGAAUAUCCCGAUUUGGAAGAAGACGAUGAAGUCACGGCACUGUGUAAAAGUGUCAUUCGAGAAAGCGUGGUGCCUAGCAGUGCUGCUGCUAGUAGCAAUCAAGACAACCUGUCACGAUGGGAAUUCAAACAAGCCAAUCGCGUCGAAGCCAUUGUCAUGUCCUUUGCGCUCAAAUUGAAAAAUAGAGUCACAUUUACCCAAUUGCAAAAACAACAAAUGCAAGCGGCUGUACAAGCGGAGUUGUUGGAUGACAACGCUAUGGAAGAAAUUUCCUUGGGUGGUGGUGGUGACGAAAAAGAGGACGACGAACCAAACAACAACAGUCGACGCAGCAGCUACAACAGCGUCGAGUCCAACAACAAGAACAAUCGAUCGUCGUCGUCGCUGAAUUUCAACAACACCACUGCCGAUGCUCCCACGGAAACGCAAGACAAGGAAGAACAAUUCCAGCAUCUCAAACAACAACAAAUCCUCAAUCUGCAACAAGAUCAACAAGAAGCCAUGCACAAAUUGUUGCAUCCCACGUCGCCCAAGAAAACAACCAACAACAACUCUACUCAAGUAACUUCAUCGCCCGUCAAAAAGAUUACCAAAGAAGACGUGGCCAAAAUGGUCCUCCCGUCGCGGCGUCGUCGCACACCCAUGCGUCACGGCAGUAACCAGUCCGGCGGCAGUGGCAAAUUCUCGGUCCAUUCCAUUUUGGACGACGACAAUGUCUCGCUUCAUUCCGCCGUUCUCAGUACAGGAUGGAAUCGAUUGAACAUUCACAAUAGUGAAAUGAAACGAUAUUCCAAAAAUAGACGCAAAUCCAAAAAACGAGGCGUCGCCAAUCAAAAGGGCAAUCGCGGACUCUGGGCCGACGAUCACACCGUCAUGAUUGGAUCGGGACGCGACACCGACGAUGAUGCCAAGUCCGUCACGUCCUUCCAAUCCAGUCCGGCCAUGAUGGAAUACACCAAAACCAAACAAUCGUGGUUUGGCUACAACAACAUACGACACAACAAGGAACCCAAAAAACUAUUUCGACUCACCACGUCCGCCACCACCAACGCAAAUGCUGGCAACGUAAUGACAGAUCUCAGUAGUUCAUCGCAUCACAGUGCCGCCACGGAAGGAGACGACACCCACACGCGCAAGAAAAAGAAAAAGAAGAAAAAGAAAAAAGCAGGACAUUUGGCACUCUUCAUGGCCAAGGAAUCCUUGCGGGGAGAAACCAGCAAUUCCAAUAUUUUUGAUAUCAUGGAAGAAGUCGAACAAGAAGAAAAGAGUCGAGGAAAUUCUGCGGAGGACAACGACAACAAUGAUAAAAACAGUGGUGCAAGAAGAAGUAAAUCCCCCAAGGCCACAAAACCCAAAAAGAAAUCCUUGUUGGGUGGUCUCCCCGGUGCCAUGGGCAGUAGUCACAACAAGAAGAAUAGCAUGGAAGACAGUCAGGGCAGUUUGAGCUUUUUGCACGAAAGCAACAAUAGUAUGGAACAACACGACAUGAGUGCCAGCAGUAGUUUGAACCAUAACAUGGAAAACAGUGUGGGCAGUUUGAAUGUCAUGGAAAACAGUGCAGGUAGUUUGAACAUGAUGGAAAACAGUGCAGGUAGUUUGAAUGCCAUGGAAGACAGUGAUGCGGCCUUGAACGACAGUGAAUCGCAACUGCAAGGGGAAAACAGUGUCCCCAGUUUGAACGCGAUGGAAAACAGUGCGUCCAGUCUGAAAGCGAUGGAAAACAGUGCUUCCAGUUUGAAUGCCAUGGAAAACAGCGACGCCGCAAUGGGGGACGGUGACGAAGAGGACGACAGUAGCAGCAGCAGCAGUAGUAGUAGCAGCAGCUCCAGCAGCAGCAGCAGUGAAGAAGGGGAUGAUCAGGACGACAACAAUCUUGCCGACGGCAGCAACAGUAGUUUGAACAUGCAGCGUGAUAUUCACGAUGUGGAAAAGAAGGGGGAUUCGGGGUCUGGCUUCGAUAUGGCAAGCAACGGCACGGCGCCUACAGAAGCGGCCAAUAGCUGCGAAAAGAGCUUGGAGAGUAACAAGGCGCCCAACACUUCUUUUGACGAGGAGCUGUCAAUGCAAGCGGGAUCAACACCACCUGGCAAGGCACCGACGAGCAAACUGCAACCACUUAGUCAGACAGAGAGAAGCGAAGCACUGACGGCGGUGAAGGGCAGAGUACAACAGUUACGGGAUGCCAGAGUGCAGGAAACUCCACAACCCAACAAACAGCCGACCACACCAACUCCGCAAAAGCCCAAGGUUGCUGUCAAGAAUCAAUCGGGGGCUGCUUCUUCCGGUGUUAGCGGCGGACCACCAUUGACUCUCCAACAAAGAAUCAAACUGUUCAGCAAUAAUAAUUCCGCACCCCCGACAAAUACCAUUGCCAAGAAACGACCUGCACGUCGAGCAUCGGGAUCGGGAUUAACACAGCUGGGGGGUCUUGGUGGCUCGAUGUUGUUGCCUGACUCGGGUCCACGAAGGAAGUUGAAAUCGAAGCAGGACGAUGAAGAAACAAAUGCUUCAUCGAAAAAACCUGCUCCAAAAGUAAGACGGCCGCAACCUUUGAUGACCCGCCGAGCCACUUUUUCAGAUAUCGAAAUCGACACACCAGCCCCCAUUGAUCAAAAGAACGCGACGUUUGCGCCAAAGAAUACGUCUGGCAAUUCUUUCGACCAGGACCCAAAGUUGCGAUUGGUUAUGUUGCGCCAUGCAGCCCUGUGCCGGAUUGCACAGAACGGUGGAAUUUGUCCUUCUGAUCCCAAGUGCUCGCAGAUGAAAGAACUCUUGCGUCACAUGACGUCUUGCAAACACACAUCGACAAUGACACCUUGUAGUUUCCCCGGAUGCCACCAAUCCAAGAGCUUCUUGGUCACGAUGCAUAAGACAAGCCAAAUAUUGGCACAGCAAAAGCAAACGGCCAAGAACUUGCCACCAGUCGUGACGAUACGGACGAAUUCUAAUCAAGGACCGUCCGGGAACGGAAACAACAACAAUGAAACCAUGCUGGGUAGCAAUGAUGACGAUGAUCUCUCUGAUAUUGGGAGCUUUGGUUCUGCUGGUGGCGAUGAUAGUAGUGUCGAAGGGGAUAAACCUGCAGAUACCAAACAAUCUUUACCACUCGACAUUAGUGCAAGGUCCGCACCAGCAGCUCGAACCAGUCAGGUCUCACCUGCGCCUGCGUUGAAAGAUAAGAAGUUGAUCGAAAAAAUUCAAAAGGAUGAAGCGGAGCGAGAAAAAGCAGAAACAGACUUGCGAAAGCGGCACGAAGCUGUUAAAGCUAGAGUCCUGGCAAAGGUACAAACUGUCAUAGAAGAAAAAGAGCAGUCGGAAGCAAAAUCAGGUGGAGGCAAAAAGCUUCGAAGGAGAAAGAGCGAUGGGCACUUAAUUCGACUGGAUUCGAAGAAAGAUCUGAUGGUGGCUAGCGAAAUCUUGAAGUCUUAUAAGCCUCCAAAGCCUGUGGGAGAGCAAAACGGCGGUACCACUGGCAGUCAAAAGAAAGGGGCUAUCUUGCCAUCCAAUUCGUCUCGAAGUCCUGGGGGAGGACAGGAGAACGGUAACGACAACAAACAACGGACGAAUGCGAUCACUAAGGCAAAUUCGUCUCGGAAGCUCGGGGGAGAACAAAGUAAUGGCGCCACAGCCACCGCGAAACCCAAGAAGAAAGGGACCAUGAAGAAGUCGAAGUCGUCUCGAAAUGUGGGGGGAGAAAAGAAGGAGAGCAAUAAAACCAGCGAAUCCAAGGAAGAUGUAGAGCUUGCAAAGGCAGCAGCAGAACUACGUCGAAAGCACGCGGAAUUAAAAUCUCGGGUGGACAAAUCCAAAGUGGAAAAGGCUCAGACGGAAGCCGCCAAGACCGUCGAAUCUGUCAAGAAAAGAGCCAUACGUCGAAAAUCGCUCCCCGCUAGUGGCACCUUCAAAAUGCCUUCCAUUUUCGACCACAUCUACAAGAAGAAAGAAACCGAAGCGAAAUCUCCAGCGCCAGCACCCUUACCAGCUUCAGUUCCGUUGUCUGCAGCAGCAGCAGCUCCAAAAUCUACAACCCCAUCGCGGAAAUCCACAACUUCGGCUCCGAAAGCGGCUUCCCCGGUGCUGCCAACAAACUCAGGACGGAAGAAUCCCGCCCCGGUUCUGCCUGCAAACAAGGGCCGGCGAGCCACCAUGCCAGCGACCGCCUUUCAGCAAGCCACCGCGCAGACGCGAAAGGUAGUCAAAGCAAUGGAAGACAAAUCCAAAGCCGCAGAAAAAGAGCGGCUUGCUGCAGAGAAGAAGCAAGCAGACCAAGAACAGGCAAUCUACAGAGCGCGAGAUGCUCGGCGAGACGAGAAGCAGAAAGCCCAAGAAGCUCUUGCAGCUCAAGAAUUCAAGGAAUUCGACGAGAAGGAACGAGAAGUUUUGGCAGCCUCGGGCAUUGAGAUAAAGGCCACCCCAUUGCUUAGCGACAAAGUCUACACGGCCAAGAUCGAAGCAACCUCCGAGGUAGAACGCCUCAAAGCUGCGAAGCUGGCCAAGAAGGCAAAACGCGACAAGAAAAGGACCUCCAUGAUUGUCACAAAGUGA
Molecule: messenger RNA, 5049 nt
Organism: Seminavis robusta
Lineage: Eukaryota; Bacillariophyta; Bacillariophyceae; Naviculales; Naviculaceae
Source: the annotation of a GenBank genome assembly